Oryza sativa Japonica Group (Japanese rice) is the source of this 1105-nucleotide messenger RNA. RefSeq names its product NDR1/HIN1-like protein 12. Gene Ontology annotation, cellular component: plasmodesma; plasma membrane. The record is from RefSeq and is a predicted model, not a curated record. Gene Ontology annotation, biological process: defense response to other organism. Lineage: Eukaryota; Viridiplantae; Streptophyta; Magnoliopsida; Poales; Poaceae.
CCUCGCAGCACACUUUCCUUCUACUCACACGCACACAGUCCUCAGUAUCACACACACACUCACGCUCACGCUCCACUACAACGCACUGUACACAGUUGAUUAUUAGCUAGUUGGGUUUCUGGCCCGGCCGCCGGCGAGAUGGGCAAGGACAAGCACCACCGCGACUGGAUCCUCCGGCGGUGCUGCGGCUCCAUCGCCGCCUGCAUCCUCACGCUCGCCGUCCUCGUCGGCUUCAUCGUGCUCGUCAUCUACCUCGCGAUUCACCCCUCCAAGCCUUCUUUCUACCUCCAGGACGUCCAGCUCCGCAACAUCGACCUCUCCGACCCUGCCAUCUCCCUCAACCUCCAGGUGACGAUCGCGUCGAGGAACCCGAACGACAGGGUGGGGGUGUACUACAAGACGCUGCACGUGUUCACGACGUACAGGGAGGAGCCGAUCACGGUGCCGGUGGAGCUGCCGGCGAUCUACCAGGGGCACAAGGACGUGUCGGUGUGGUCGCCGGUGAUGUCCGGCGAGUCGGUGCCCGUGGGGCAGUACGUGGCGGACGCCAUGAGGCAGGACAUCGCGGCGGGCUACGUGCUGCUGCACGUCAAGGUGGACGGCCGCGUCAAGUGGAAGGUCGGCAGCUGGGUCUCCGGCGGCUACCACCUCUUCGUCACGUGCCCGGCCCUGCUCGCCGCCAGCGGCGGCAACGUCGGCGGCGCCUUCGCCAUGAGCGCCACGGCGGGCGGCGGCGCCGGCGGCAACGCCACCGUCUCGCUCAAGUUCGCGCAGGCGGCGGACUGCACCGUCGACGUGUGACGCGAAAUCACCGUGCAACCCCCAGUGAGCGUGUACGCUAGCUUGUCGCGGGAGAACGCACGCACGGCGGCGCCAUGAGAGCUACAGACGCAACGGCAACGGCGCACCUCGCCGAAGUAAUUAGUAUCGGAUUAGCAAUUGUAACAGUGUAAGCUUAUCGAGUCAGCGCGUCUUCCCCCCCUCCCCCCCCCCCCAAUUCUGAAUCUGUGCAGAAUAAAAGGCCACUUUUAUAUGUAUACAUCCGCUUAGUAUCAUUUGUCAUUGUCGAAACAACAUUUAUGCAUCAAAGCUUUACAAUACAGUC